This is a messenger RNA of Drosophila erecta, 1964 nucleotides long. RefSeq names its product eukaryotic initiation factor 4A (gene eIF4A). Bases 101 to 1312 code for a protein of 403 amino acids. NCBI's taxonomy places the organism in Eukaryota, Metazoa, Arthropoda, Insecta, Diptera, Drosophilidae. Gene Ontology annotation, molecular function: RNA helicase activity; RNA binding; ATP binding. The transcript has 5 exons. The record is from RefSeq and is a predicted model, not a curated record.
CUUACAUCACUAAAACUUUUGCAAGAUGGAGCCUCUUUUGCUUGGUUUUAACAAAUCAGUAGCAGCACGUGUAUAAAAAGUGCCAAAUAAUUUUCAGAAAAUGGAUGACCGAAGUGAGAUACCUCAGGAUGGCCCCGCCGGCAUGGAACCCGAGGGCGUCAUCGAGUCCACCUGGCACGAGGUGUACGACAACUUCGAUGACAUGAACUUGCGCGAGGAGCUGCUGCGCGGCAUCUACGGUUACGGUUUCGAGAAGCCGUCGGCCAUCCAGCAGCGCGCCAUCAUUCCCUGUGUGAAGGGUCGCGAUGUCAUUGCCCAGGCCCAGUCGGGAACUGGCAAGACUGCCACCUUCUCGAUUGCUAUCCUUCAGCAAAUCGACACGUCCAUUCGCGAGUGCCAGGCGCUGAUCCUGGCCCCAACUCGCGAGUUGGCCACGCAGAUCCAGCGCGUGGUGAUGGCGCUCGGCGAGUACAUGAAGGUGCACUCGCACGCCUGCAUUGGCGGCACCAACGUGCGCGAAGAUGCCCGCAUCCUGGAAUCCGGUUGCCAUGUGGUGGUCGGCACUCCUGGUCGCGUCUACGACAUGAUCAACCGCAAGGUGCUGCGCACCCAGUACAUCAAGCUGUUCGUGCUGGAUGAGGCCGACGAAAUGUUGUCCCGCGGUUUCAAGGAUCAGAUCCAGGACGUCUUCAAGAUGCUGCCCCCAGAUGUGCAGGUCAUCCUGCUGUCCGCCACCAUGCCGCCGGAUGUGCUCGAAGUGAGCCGUUGCUUCAUGCGCGAGCCCGUUAGCAUCCUGGUGAAGAAGGAGGAACUGACCCUCGAGGGUAUUAAGCAGUUCUACGUCAACGUGAAGCAGGAGAACUGGAAACUGGGCACCCUUUGCGAUCUGUACGAUACGCUGUCCAUCACCCAAUCGGUUAUCUUCUGCAACACCCGUCGCAAGGUGGACCAGCUGACCCAGGAGAUGUCUAUUCACAACUUCACCGUCUCGGCCAUGCACGGCGACAUGGAGCAGCGUGAUCGCGAGGUCAUCAUGAAACAAUUCCGUUCGGGCUCGUCUCGUGUUCUGAUUACCACUGAUUUACUGGCGCGUGGUAUUGAUGUGCAGCAGGUGUCGUUGGUCAUCAACUAUGAUCUGCCCUCGAACCGCGAGAACUACAUUCAUAGAAUCGGUCGCGGUGGUCGUUUCGGUCGCAAGGGUGUUGCGAUCAACUUCAUUACAGAUGAUGAUCGACGAAUCCUUAAGGAUAUUGAACAGUUCUACCACACAACUAUUGAGGAAAUGCCUGCUAAUAUUGCCGAUUUGAUUUAAAUUUUUUCUGCUGAGCCGCAAAACAACUAAGAAAGAAUUCUAAACAAAAAGUGAGUGAGCAAAACAGCAAACAAGAACUGCGAAAUCGAUAACCGAGCGCAACUAUAAAUUAUUCAAAGAUCAACAAGUCAAGUUAAAUAUUUAUUCAAACAUUAAUUCGAAAAGGCAGCCGACCGACCACCCAAGAAAAAGGACUAAACCAGGACAGAGCAGCAACAUCUUCCGCAGCGGCGCAGCAGCAGCAGCAACAACAUCAGCAGCAGCGGAAGCGGCAGCAACAACACCUAGCUACAGCUUACCAAAUAUCGCCGAUUAGCCGGAACCCUCUGUAUCCAUUUAGUUCUCUGUGUAUCAUCAAUUUUAAAACUGCGUCGUCAACCAGCAACAACAAAUAUAUACAAAUAUAAAAAAAAAAAAAAACAACAAAAACCCAACAUUUGCAUCUAUCUAAAGAAAGUAAUAUCUGAAAUCAGGUACAAGAUACCAAGUGCUAAGAAGAGCGAGCAACUAAACGCAAGAGCCACAAUAUCAGAACAUCUUUUUGCCGCACCUUUGUUUUAGCUUUUUCUAGAACUAUUGAUAAAAAUAUAUUAAAAACAAAACAAAAUACAUAUGUACACAUUAUGUUUAAAUAUACCACUCCUAAGAAACA